CCUGAUUCAGCGUGUGUGUGUUUGCACUGACAUGAAUGACUGGAGGUAGGUAGACUGUGUGUGUACUAACCGGUCAUGUAUGGCAGGAGGUAGGUAGAUCUGAGCACUGAGCUUGCACUGUGCCUUGCUGGGACUACAGUGCUGCUUGCGCUCACGUCUUUCCUGGAUUAUAUGUUAUGACCGUGCUGCUCGGUGUGCUCUCAUUACACCAUACAUGUCACAUGUAAAGAGCACACUAUAGCUGGUGGCUGUACAAAGUGUGUAAAAUGGCUGGGCCUGGGCUGCAUCCACUGUGGGCUGGAGUUCUGCUUGGUCUGCUGUGUGUUGCCCUAUCAUUGCUUUCUGUGUGAGUAUUCUGUUUGCCAUUCCAGCUAGUAGGAGUUUCUUCAAAAUUCUCCUUGUUCCUAGUUCUGUGUUUGACCAUGCAACUUCUAUCAACCAUUCCUAUUAACGAUAAAUCAUAGAAUAUGUAUCUACACACAUACUUUGGGCAUGUGAAAUGGACUGAAAGAUAAACAGAAGUCUUCAUGGAUAUAGUUGACACAUUCAACCAUUUAAUUCCUACCGAACACUUAGAUGAUGCACUUUUUCUAGGUUCUAACCUAGAAAGUGAAGGUUGUGACGAUUUUGCCACAAGCCAAAAUGUCAUAGAGGAUUCAUUGAAGAACAUGCUUAGUGACAAGGAUCCAAUGCUAGGAUCUGCAAGCACCCAAUUCUGUUUACCGGUUUUGGAUAGCACAGACCCUAAUUUCCAGAUAUCCUCUUCUACAGGUGUUGGUCUUGAUGAUAUAAUGGAUGUGGCAGUUGUCAAAGAUGCUGUUAGUGAUCCCAAUGAUGAAGAUGACCUUAUUCCUUCUAACGAAAAUGUUAACAGACUGGAAGAUCCUUCCUUGAAUUUACGGAAAUCUUCACGGUUGAUGGAGCAGGAACCUGCAAGAAGUCUUAGACAGAGUACUGUUGAAAAACAUUUAAACAGUGUACAGACAAGUCCCAAAAAAUCUAGGUCUUCCAGAAAGGAUAUUUCUGUGGAACAGGUAAAAGACAAAGAUGAUAUUUUGCUCCCUGAGGAAAAAAGGCACAGGAGAACCAGUCAGUUGGAGCAACUAAGCACUUCCCCUACAAAUUCUAGGAGGUCACCAAGAAUAGCAAACAGAGAAUUAAAGGAUAAAAUGAGCAAAGAGGAGAAAAUUGCUCAAAAGUCUGUUGCUGGUGAAUCUUCUGAUGGAAUCGGGAUUGAUAUUUUACCCAACACACCAUGUGUUCUGCAAGCCAAGGUUGACCAGUCUGAAACUUUGCAAGGGGACCCAGUUACUUUAUCAAAUGAAAAUAGUAUUGAAGUCCUUGGUGCAGUCACAGAGCAUGACUUAAGUAACUCACAAGAGAAUUGCACCACAGAUUUAGUACAAAAAAGUCCCACAGAAGAAAAGGUAUUUGAUCAAGAUAUGUAUACUUCUGCAGGAAAGAAAUCUGAUGUGAUCUAUGAUAAGGUACACAAAGAGCUUGCUUUGUUGUCUGGGGUUGUUGAAUGUAAUCUAAGUGUUAACACACUUGAACAAUCCACCAUUAAAAGUGAGUGUUCAUUGGGAAAUAUUGAUGCUUGCACCAAUCCAAAUGAAUCUGAAAAUGAAGCUAUGUUAAAAAGUUCUGAUCUUGCAAGUACAGGCAUUGGACAGAUGUCUAGUGCAAAUUCUAUAGUUUUAGAAAGUGAUGUUAACAGUCUCCAAGAAACACAGGCAAGUGAGUUAAAAGAUCAUGUUGUAGAGCAAGAAUCUUUGCAAAUUCAUGCUGGAUCCAGCAAACAAAAUCGCAAUAGGAAAAGCUCAAAAAGGCUCAAGUCCAAUCCAUUAAAAACUCAACAGUCUUCAACGUCUUGUACUAAUAAAAAAACAGUUGCAGCAAGAUAUGGUACCCUUAAAAAGAAGAAAACCUGUACGUUUAACCUUGUUGAGUCAGAAGUCCAAGCCAUUAUGCAUGCAAAACCACAAGGAAAACAAAGAAUUAUCAAAGUAAGGAAACAAAUAGCAGACAUUACAAAGGAUGCUACCAUAAUGUCAGGGAAUAAAAUAAUAAAAAAGAAAACCCAUUCAGGAGAAAAAGGAACUCCACAUUUACAGACACUUACUCAAACACCAUUGAAAAAACAAAUACUAGAUGAUACAUCCAAAGAUAAUCAAGGAAGUUCAAAAGAAACUUGUUCACGGAGAAGAAGCUCAUCUCAUUCUAGUGAAAAAUCAGUUACAAAGCAUCAGUCACCUGUAUAUAACAAGGUGAGCAAUGAAGGAAAAGAUAUUGGUGACCAUAAAGGAAAGGAUAUUAUUGAGCAUAAGGAGGCAAUGGAUUUUGUGGAUGAUAAAAUUAAAUUGAAAAAGUCACUUCCACCUCGACAAAGAAGAAGCAGUAAAAGUAUUUCUGUUGAUGAGCCACCAUUGUUUAUUCCUGAUAAUAUACCUAACGUAAAAAGGGAUUUGGCUGAGCUUCCUUCUCCCAGUGAGAAGCAUGCAUGGAACCCCAUCAGACAUUGCAGCUCUUGUAGAAAACUUCAUGGAAACAGGUUCAUGGUCGGUUGUGGAAGGUGUGAUGACUGGUUUCAUGGAGAAUGUGUUGGUUUAAGUCUUCCUCAAGCACAACAAAUGGAAGCUGAAGAUCGGGAAUACAUAUGUAUGAAGUGCUGUGCUGAAGAAGAAAAAAUGGAAGUUGAUGCUUCAAUAGAUGUUACUGUCAGUCACCAAAAAAUGGAUGUUCAUCAAGAUAUCCAAGUAGAGGAAUCAGAAAAAUCAAUCACAAAAUCCUUGUCAUCUGACAAUUCAAGCCAACGUCAUGAAAAACCCAAACAUGCUGAUGAUACAACAAAGCAUAAAGUAAAAAUUUCUAAAAAGGAUUCAGGCGAUGGGAAGCACCCACUGGACCGCAGGGAUUCACAAGUUAAGACUAAAUCUGUGGCACUGGACCAUAAACACUUGCAGUCUGCAACAUCAUCCCAACGAGCAUCUGAGGAAAAACGUGAAAAGCCCUCUAAAGAUCUAAAUGUUCAGUGUCCCGAAGAGAAAACCUCAAAAUCUGGUAUCCAUGAAAAGCAAGAAAUUAAGAAGAAAAAGCAAGAGAAAAAAGGGCUAUCCUCACAGAGUUCACACAGUUCAACUCCUUCUACUCCAAAGCCAUCUGUUGACCAGAUUCGACAAAGUGUUCGCCAAUCCCUAAAGGAUAUUUUCGUUAAAAGACUUUCAGAAUCUAGUUCUAAGAUUCCUGAAGAAAGAGCUACAAAAGUUUCAGUCAAGAUAGAAAAAGAGCUAUUUUCCUUUUACCGAGAUACAGAUGCAAAAUACAAGAACAAGUACCGGAGUUUAAUGUUCAACCUUAAAGAUCCUAAAAACAAUGUUUUGUUCAAACGAGUGUUGAAAGGAGAAAUCACUCCUGAUCAUCUGAUUAAAAUGAGUCCCGAAGAGUUGGCAUCCAGAGAAUUAGCAGCUUGGAGGCAGAGAGAGAACCGACAUACCAUUGAAAUGAUUGAGAAAGAACAGCGUGAAGUUGAGCGAAGGCCAAUCACCAAGAUUACUCACAAAGGGGAAAUUGAAAUUGAGAGUGAUGCUCCGCUGAAAGAACCAGAAUCCAUGGACACUGAGGAAACCAUUGUUAAACCAGUGGAAAAGGAAGAGGAGAUUCAAAAAGAAAAAGAUGUGACUCCUGAGUCAACAUCCGAUACUACAGGACAACAUAAAAACCACCUAUUUGAUUUAAAUUGUAAAAUAUGCACAGGUCGAAUGGCACCUCCCGCUGAAGAUCUUUCACCUAAGAAAGUGAAAGUUUCUAUGGAAAUGAAGCGUAAACUAUCAGAUGAAGCAGAUAAUGGUAUUGAAGCUGUUUCUUCAACCACGACUGCUAUUAAUUUAGAUGUUUUAGAAACAGAGAAACAAGAAUUACCAAAGGAAUCAUUUUCUUCAGCUACAAGCUCUGAACCCUUUCACAUUGCUGAUAUAAUUGAAGAUGAAUCCACUUUUUUGUCUCGGUUGAACUACAUAUGGAAAGGAUUCCUUAAUAUGCCUUCCGUGGCAAAGUUUGUCAUCAAGGCAUAUCCAGUAUCAGGAUCAUUAGAGCAUCUAACUGAGGAUUUACCAGAUAGCAUUCAAGUUGGGGGAAGAAUUUCACCGCAGACUGUUUGGGAUUAUGUAGACAAAAUCAAGGCAUCUGGGACAAAGGAAACAUGCCUAAUUCGAUUUAGUCCUGUUACAGAGGAAGACCAAAUAUCUUACACUUUGCUAUAUUCAUAUUUUAGCAGCAGAAAACGUUAUGGUGUGGUUGCAAAUAAUAUGCGGCAGGUGAAAGAUAUGUAUCUCAUACCAUUAGGUGCCUCAGAAAAAAUACCACAUUUCUUUGUACCUUUUGAUGGUCCUGGACUUGAAGUGCAUCGACCAAAUCUGUUAUUGGCUUUGAUAAUUCGUCAAAAAGUGAAACGACAGCAUAGUCUUAAUCUUGAUGAUGAACCACCUGGAGCAUUAAUUAAUGUUCCUUCUGAGAAAAAGAGUAGAAUUGAAAUUGCUGAGGAAGACGAUGAGGAAGAUGAUGAAAAUGAUUUUUUUAAUUCUUUUACAGCUGUUUUACAUAAAAAUAGAAAUAGAGCACCACUUUCAGAUAGUGAUGAACCUCAAACCACUAUUGAACCUGUACCAGAAAUAGCACAGCGUGAUCCACCAAAGCCUCUGCGGUUUCUUCCUGGAGUGUUAGUGGGGUGGGAAAAUCCACAAACAACUCUAGACUUGGCAAACAAACCUUUACCUGUAGAUGAUAUAUUGCAAAGUCUUUUGGGGACUACAGAAAAUAUAUUUGUACAUAAACAGUCAGUCAAAAAUGUAUUUAGUCCUAAUUCAUUAAUGGAUGAUAAAAUAAACAUGGAGGGGAAUAUAUCUAAUGCAGAAGUGGACACAUUUGUGGAAAGUAAAACACCUGAGAAUAAUGAAGAAAAUACAGCAACACCUGCUUCAGUUAGUCCAUCACCAUCUGGAGCUUUGAGACUUUCUCUUAAAGGCAAACCCCCAGAUGUCUCCACCGAGGCUUUUUUAGAAAACCUAAAUGUUCCUUCAAGUGAAGAAAGAAUUGAUAAUGUUGUGUUAGAUGACCAUGCUGAUGAAAGUGGCAGGGCAGCUGACACUUCUGUUUCUCUACUACAUGUAAAUAAAGCUAGUAUUAAGGACGAUAAAACAACCACAGAAAAUAUAUCAAAUUCGGCAAAAUCUCCAAAGCUUAUGCAUAUUAAAAGGGAUCCAAGACAAGCUGCAGUAAAAACCCAUAAAACUGGGUCAGAUAUCAAAGAGCAUGAGAGCAAUAACAAAGAAGAAAAGACGCAUAAAGAAAAAGACUCUCUUGAAAAACAAUCCCAGCAUAAAAAAGAUAAAAUAAAGAAACUUUCCUAUGAGGAAAAUGACUUGCUUGCAUGUAAGAAUGAGAAAUCUAAAGGUGAACAGCAGUUUUUGUCACCUACGCAAUUGGAAAAUACUGAAAAGUCAAAACCAAAUGAUGUUAAACCUUUCACUCAAGAUCUUUUGAUUGAUGAAACUGAUCCUCUACAGCAAUUCAGGAGAGCUCUCGCUGCAAAUAAAUCUCAGUCAUCAAAUGCAGCCGCUUCAGAAACUCAUUCCAAGAAUCCUGCCUCAGCCUUUGGUGGUAAUUUUUCAGCCAUAAGGUUGCAACAGCCUCCAUUCCUUCCACUAAAGACCAAUCCGCCUGCAUUUCCAUUUCAGCAUACUCCCAGUUUUCCAUUGCAAGGCAGUACUGUUUUUCCCUACACAACUCAAAUACCACCUUUGCUUCCUACUCCAUUAGGUAUUGGAUUUCCAAGACCACCUAGGUUUCCUACUGCAGAAACCAGCAUACACAAUCCAUUGGUAACUUGGCAUCCAGCUCUUCAGCUAUCUAGACAGCCACCACAUUAUUUGGGACAAAUUACACCAGGACCCCUUUUAGGUCCUGAACAAAUGAGAUAUCAAGGGCCUCAAAAGUUCUAUCAUAGAGACCAUAGGGGACCAGAAAGGCGUCACAGUGAUCCUUGGGACAAAGCAGACCGUAUAUUAGACAGGUCACUUACUCGGGGAAGUCGAGAACAUAGACAGCGGUUUUACAGUGAGUCACAUCACUCAAGGGAAAAGAGGCAACACGAAAAGGAAUCUGAUAAGCAUGGUGACAAGGACUGUGAAAGAAGUCGACGUAGGGAGAGAGACAAAGACAGAAGUCACGAUCGAGACCGUAAAAGCCGUGAUGAGUCGCACAGAGAUAAAGAAAGAUCCCGAUCUUCCCAUAGUGACAAGAGUUCUGAAAGCAAAUCACACAAAGAAGGAAGAAAUUUAGAUAAAUCUAAAACUGAAGAUCGAGUGCAUGAUAAAGAAAAAAACAGAAACAGAGACAGGGAAGAGGACCGAGAAAGAGAUCGGCACCAUAGGGACAAGGACCACAGUGAUAAAUCCAAAAGUAAAAGAUAAAAACAUUUUCUUGUUUCUUGGGUUGUGCCAUCUUUUUGUAAUAUGUUAAUUUUUCUGACAUUUCAACACAAAAAAGAAUUGUGAAGAAUGCUGUUCAAUCCUCACUGAAAUUAAGAUAUUUUAUAAGUGUUUUACACCACUGUAUAUUAAAGAAUACAAACGAUUAAUUUCUGAAUAUGCAAUAAGCUUAAGAUAUUUGUUCAGAAGUUUUAACUAGAAUGCAACUGUUUGAAUGUUUUAUUGUGCAUUUGAAAACCCAAUUAACGUUUAAAUUCUUAAAACCCUCUAUAUAACAUUAUUAUUUUUUAAUUGCACUGUUUUUAAAAUGCUGAGCAGCUUCCGGAUCUACAAGUUGUUGAAAAUAGAAUAUUACAUUUGUGCUGUAUAAAAACUUUUUUUACUUUUUGCUAAGUUUCAGUGGAUCUGUUAAUUCCCAUACACAUCUGCGUUGAUCAGUUUGAUUCAGUUUGGUUUCUAUAGCUUUGAAAUGCACUUGCCAUAGGGGAAUAUAUAUUUUAAUCUCAUGCUUACCUUUUUAGUAAGUUAAUUUUAGAAAUGUUGUUUUGUGCUUUAAAUACUUGAAAUCUCAGCUUGUACAUUCUUGUGUUUUUGCUAUUUUUUAUACUGUAAAAUGUAAAUAUUUUAAGGAAUAUUUUGAUUCUAAAGAUGAAAAAUUAACAUAUUUUGGUUCAUUCCUAUGUGAAAAUUGUGUUUAAACCAUGUUUAAAACUAGAGCCUGUAGUAUUUUCUUGAGCUUGAAUUAUACAUUUUGGCUAUUGUUUUACUCUCUCUCUCUCUCUCUCUCUCUCUCUCUCUCUCUCUUUUAUUUGCCAGUUGUAAUAUAUCAGAUGUGGCAUCAAAUGCAGUGAAGUCAACAUAUUAAAGUAUUUUGUCAUGGAACAA
Messenger RNA from Pelobates fuscus (common spadefoot toad), 7370 nucleotides. It is a transcript of the gene PHF3, whose product is annotated as PHD finger protein 3. The coding region runs from base 528 to 6467 and encodes 1979 amino acids. The record is from RefSeq and is a predicted model, not a curated record. Lineage: Eukaryota; Metazoa; Chordata; Amphibia; Anura; Pelobatidae. The transcript is spliced from 16 exons. Gene Ontology annotation, biological process: DNA-templated transcription.